AUGCUAUCUUUUAGCAAGACACGCUCAUGCGUGCAAUGGACAACAUCAUACUUGGCUGGAAGUUUGAAUAGAGCACGUCCAUUAUCAUCAUCCAACAACAUAAUCAAUAUUGUACCAUUUAACAACAGCAAUACAUUUAUAAGAUCAUUCACAUCAUGCGCUAGCAGUAGAACUAGCAACAACUCGAGGAGGAUCAACAACUCUUCACAGUUAUUCACACACCUAAGUGCCAACAAUGCACCUAGCUCAUUAUUCUUUAAUUCAUCAUCUUCCUCCCAUUACACUACCAGCGCAUCAGCUGCUUCGACAGCUCACCAGCAGCAACAAGUUGACAACUCACAACAACAUGGCAAGGGACAGACCAACAACAACAGUCAACAACAGUCAUCAUCAUCAUCAUUUAACUUACUAAAUUACAAGAAGACACUGUUGUUGCUAUUGUCUGGAUUGUCAUUGGCCGCGUAUAUUAAGAUGUUUCCAGACUCUGAGGCAGCACUGUACGCACGUAUCUUUAUGCGUUUCCAACGUGCCAUCAGGACUGCAUUGUUGGUAUCGAUCAAUUAUAAGAUGCUUGCGAGGACGCCACUGACAGACCCGAGCUAUCCCGCCAAGGAGAAGAUCUGUCAGAAGGAUUCGGCCGUCAAGAUAUUGGAACUAUGUCUGACCAAUGGAGGACUGUACGUCAAGGCCGGCCAGUACAUUGCGUCACUCAAUCACAUCUUGCCACUAGAGUACACCAAGACCCUUGAGGUACUCCAAGAUCAAGCACCAUGGAGGCAAUACGAUGACAUUGCUGUCGUAUUCAAAGAUGAUCUCGGUCAUUAUCCAGAGUUCUACUUUAAGGAGUUUGAGAAGACUCCAAUCGCUGCAGCAUCGUUGGCACAGGUACAUAGAGCUUGGACUAGGGACAAUGAUGAGGUGGCUGUAAAGAUACAGUAUCCAGACUUACAGGCUAACUUUGAGAGCGAUGUAUUCACUCACAAGAUCCUGCUCAAGAUGAUCAACUAUGCAUUCCCAGACUUUGAAUUCAACUGGAUCGCUGAUGAGAUGCGCAACGUACUUGUCAAGGAGAUGGACUUUGUCCAAGAGGCAGACAAUGCCGAUCGAACUGCCCGAGAUCUUCGCGACAAUCCAGACGUCCACAUCCCAAAGAUAUUCAGAGAUUACUCAAGUAGGAGGAUAUUGACAACAGAGUUUAUACAUGGAUGCAAGGUGAAUAGUGUGGAGAAGAUUAGAGCGCUGGGAUUGCGUGAGAAGGAUGUGGCACAGAAGUUGUUGGAGAUUGCAAGUGAACAGAUAUUCAUACAUGGCUUUGUCCAUGUUGAUCCACAUGCUGGAAACAUCCUGGUGCGUAGACAUCCCGACAAUCCAAAGAUGCCACAGAUAGUGCUGCUCGAUCAUGGCUUGUAUCGCGAGCUUGACGAUCAGUUCCGCCAGAACUUCUGCCAUCUCUACAAGAACUUGGUGCUGUGCAACAAUGAGAAGGUCAAGAAGUACAGUGCAUUGCUGGGCAUUGAGAACUACCAACUGUUCUCUACCAUUGUGCUCAUGCGUAGGUUUGAGACGGCCAGCGUUGGUCUUGGUACCAAGUUGUCCAAAGAAGACCUGCACAAGAUGAUGGACGAUGCCAUGGAGAAGAUGAAGGAGAUCAAUCAGUUGAUGAAGUCAAUGCCCAGACAUCUAUUACUCAUUCUAAGGAACAACAACUUGAUUCGAUCAAUCAAUAUGGACCUUGGAUCACCAAUCAAUCGAUUCUCAAUAAUGGCAAGAUACGCGACAAGAGGUAUUAAUAGCAAGAUUGAACAAGGAGGAUUCAGCAUGAGGAGGAUGGUGUCGAGGAUCAAGGAGAAGGUUUCGUUCGAAGCCAGAUUGAGAGGAUAUGAGUUCUACUAUUGGUUAAUGGCCAUCUCUCUUCGUAUUAUGCUGAGGCUUGGACUAUUCUCACCAGAGAAACAAUGA
Molecule: messenger RNA, 1959 nt
Organism: Acytostelium subglobosum LB1
Lineage: Eukaryota; Evosea; Eumycetozoa; Acytosteliales; Acytosteliaceae
Exons: 5
Coding region: 1-1959 (652 amino acids)
Source: RefSeq, a predicted model, not a curated record